GAAACUGCGACACAAGAUUUUGAAGAUUCCCAUUUCCAGAGUAUGUCCAUUGCAGUAUUCGGAGGAAAUGGAUUUCUCGGGCGCAAGAUCUGUGAAUAUGGAAUUAGAAAUGGCUUCAAAGUCACGUCAUUCUCACGUUCGGGAAUUCCUCCUUUAAAAUCAAACCAGCAUCUUCAGCAAGUCAAAUGGGAAUCAGCAGAUAUCUUUGACGACUCCACCUACAAGUCCCAAUUAUCAGAAUUCAAAACGGUAUUCCAUUCGAUGGGUAAGAUCUUCGAGGAUGAAUCAUACAAGAAAGAUAUCAGCUCAGGGGGCUUGAACUUGAACUUUGUUAAAAAGUUGAUUGUGGGAUCCAAUCCCAUGGACAAGACCAUUCACAAUUCAUAUAAUGGUCUCAAUAAAGAAAGUGCCUUAAAAUUGGCGUUCGCAUACUAUAAAGCCAAUAAAAAUGGCAAGUUGGUCUAUAUAUCGGCUGAUAAGGGCUUACCGGUGAUAGUCCCCCUGGAUUAUAUCCGUUCUAAAAGAGAAGCCGAAACUGAACUAUUGAAAUCGAAGCUUAAUAGCUUAAUUAUUAGACCAGGAAUCAUGUACGAUGAAGAUGAGAGAAACAACCGAUACAUACUAGUAAAUGGCAUGAAGCAACUUCAUCAAUUGAAGCAACAAGCUUUAGGAAAUGAUCUUUCCUGUGUCAAUAAUACUAUCAGACCAAUAUUGUCCACUGAUCAAGUGUGCAGCAGAAUUUUUCAAAACCUACAUGAGGACAAUACGGUUAUUACUUUAGAAAAGCUAAUGAAAAGUUAUUAGGUCAAGCUAGUUACAUAUGUACAUAGAUGAAGUUAAAAUUAAACCGACUGGCCAAUGUCAGUGCUGCCGAUGGAAUCGGUAUUAGGUUUGUAGUCCCUUAGUUUAUUCUGGAGUGAUUCGAGAACUUCCAUUUCUACCUCACUCAAACUCAAUGAUUUGGGCACCUGUAAGGUCUCGGCGUUCAAGACUAAAGUUUCAAGAGCCUUCUCUUCUUUCGGCUCCUGCGUUGGGGGUGGUGGUGUUCUAUUUAAUGGAGUCCACCAAAAAGCAGGAUACUUUCUAAUGACGUUGCCUGUUAUCAAAGCUACCGCUACAAUUAGCACCGAACUCACAAGAUGGGUAGGUAAAUACCACCAGCUCAUGUCUCUGAUGCCAUCGUCAAUGAAGGGAAGUAAAGCGGAAGCACCGGCUGGUGGAUGUACACAAUUCAAAAUCAGCAUCAAUACAGAAGCCAUUCCCACACUAAGAGCACCUCCAAUAUAAUAAUGGUCCCUUCCUUUUUCAGACAACAGGAACAACUUUUCAACGCAAACUCCAAUUAAAGCCGAGGAAAAGUGACCCAAUAUGAUAUUCCGGGGUUGGGCAAGAGGGAGCCCAUUCGUAUUGAAGCAUAGAAUGGCAGUAGCCCCAUAACUAGCUAUGACUAUUGGUGCAUUAUGGUGGUCGGUGAAGAUGUUUGGGUUUCUAAAUACACCUUCAAGGACAAGAAUUCCGCAGAAAGAUCCAAUUAGCACCUCGAGCCAUAUAAAAUAAUCGGGUCUUUGCUUAGAGCCAUUAUCGUUGUUCCCCAAAAAAUAACCCAAAGCCCUUGGAAGCCUCUUGACUUGAUUGGGUGGGACAAAGUCUUUAGUGUGCUUGUCUAUAUUAAAUUGGAAUACCAUUGAUCCUGUGCACCUGUGGAAACAUCAGGAAUGUGACAGAUACUUAUACUUAUGCGUUUCAUGCAUAUGUCAAACUAUUUUCGUGACACCAAUACGGCUUACCCGCGUGUAAAACAAAAAGCCGCAUCUACACGGGCAAGAAGAGUCUCUACGAGUCAAAAAAGAUACUUUUAUUUUCUAAGCUCCACAACAAUUUGCAGAUUAACUAUUAUAUGUAUAAAUACCUGACUAAUAUGAGUCAGACUUCAUUGUAGUGAGUAAUGAAAGGUAACUUUUUCCUGAAGUAAUAUUUUCUAAUCUCGUCACCAAUAAACACAGUGCUGCAUAAUAAGACUAAGUGGACUAAGUCAAUAAAAUACAAAGCCUCUGUCUGAAAGAUACCUUGGAAGAAUGGUACAUAAAUUGCACAGAAUUGGCCAACGAGGGAUCCGGCCACUGCCAAGUUAAACAUUCUGUUUCCCAACCCAAUCUUGAAGAUUGACUUGGAGUAAUGACGGCAUGAUAAUGCAUUGAACAUAUCAAAUAACACAAAGCAGGUAAAAGUCAUGGUUGUAUCUCUAGCGGUGAUUUCAUUGUCAGUCAUUUCUUUGACAAAAAUGUAUAAGGUACCAAUAAUAAUAAUACCAGAUGAUUGUAAUACUCUCUUUAUCAAGCUGCUGGUUAAAAUCUUGUCAGUUCUCUUCCUUGGGGGCUUCUUCAUUACUUCAUGAUCAACAGGUUCAACCCCCAAAGAUUGGGCUGGAGGUCCAUCCAUCAAUAUGUUAAUCCACAAAAUUUGCAUAGCGUUUAAUGGGUUGGGUAAACCAAAAAAAGUCGAUAAGGCAAUUAACGUUAAAGCAGCAAUAGAAGUUGAUAAUUGGAAGGUAAUAAAGUUCUGAAUGUUGUAGAAGAUUCCCUUUCCUUCUUCAAUGGCAUUCAAAAUAGUGGAAAAAUCGUCAUCAGUCAACACCAUGUCAGCCGCUUCUUUGGCGACAUCUGUACCGUUCUUACCCAUUGCAAUACCAAUAUCAGCCAAUUUCAAGGCUGGUGCAUCAUUAACACCGUCACCUGUCAUUGCCACAAUAUCACCUCUUCUUUGGAAAGCCUUGACAAUAGUCACCUUGUGUUCGGGUGUAGUUCUUGCGAAAACGGAAACAUUCUGGAUGACUUCUGCUAAAGCUUCUUCACUCAAACUAUCAAUUUGAUCUCCGGUCAUUACUGACCGUUCAUUGAUGAUUGGUAUUCCGAUUUGUUUGGCGAUGUUAGUGGCAGUGGAUGGAGAGUCACCAGUAAUCAUGACAACUUGAACACCACCUUUCAUCAAUAAGGCAACAGAUUUUUCAACGUUAGGUCUAGGAGGAUCUUUCAUACCAACUAACCCACAAAAUAUUAAAUCACUUGGUUCAAUCUGGCUGUUCAGGUCUACUUUCUCAGUUAUUUUGAUAUUAUUUCUGGCAAACCCAAGAACUCUCAAUCCAUCAUUAGCUAACUCGUGAGAUUUAUCCAAGAUUUCCUUCUUGAUGGCUUCAGUAAUUGGUUUUAUCUUCCCUGAGUUAUCAUAGUACCUGGAACAGAGUCCUAAGACUCUUUCUGUUGCACCUUUCACAAAAGCUUCAGAUUUGCUCAUAUCACCGGAGUGGGUAUACA
Messenger RNA from Yamadazyma tenuis ATCC 10573, 3311 nucleotides. Lineage: Eukaryota; Fungi; Ascomycota; Pichiomycetes; Serinales; Debaryomycetaceae. The record is from RefSeq and is a predicted model, not a curated record.